AUGAGCGCUCUAACGAAUUCUUCGUCAACCUAUCUCGAAUCCGCCGGUGCUCGAUACCCCCUUCUUGACUAUUUGAGAGUCAAAUGGCGCGUUCCAAAGAUCGCUUGGGGCAUUAAAUCACUCAAGACAUAUUGGGCGUUGUUGGAAUCUCCUAUGAGAAUCCAUAACCACAGCAACCGCAUCUUGGUACUGAUCGCGAUCGCAAUGACUACCUGGACCGUUUUCGAGCUUGCCUCGACUAUCAAUGGCACCAAAAUGCAGGGUCUUAGUUAUUUUGACCGCGGUCGGCUACUAGUUGCAGUCGCAUUUGCUGCUUGUUGGAUUGUGUUUAGCCUUGUCUUGGCUAUGUACGACUGCAACAAGCAGGGAUUACACGUUGUCCACCCCGUCUUGGACGACUUUCCAAUAUCAAUCGCCGUUAAUGAGUCGAAGUAUAAUGCGGGACUUUCAGCGGAAGCGCCCAAUAAGAGGUCGGAUUCUCCUGCAGCUGUUGACGUCGACAGAAGCAACAUUGGGCCAGCUACCACAGAGAGUCUGCACAUGCCAGCCACCUCUCAUAAAGAGAUGCAAACCGAGCCAGCAGAUUCUGCAAAAUCCGAAGGAAAUACCGAACAAAAUCACAAUUCAGUGCAGCUCGGUGUCGGCAUAUAUUGUACACAGAGCCGGCCUCAAGAUAUUCAGGAGCAACAGAUGAGCCACGAUAAUAAGCAACAACCAUGUACGCCCAAAGACGUCGAUACUCGUGAGAGCCCCUACGUGUACCACAAUCAAGGUUUCUUUGAAGUCCUUCUUUGCCGUCGUGGGUACGGGUUGUCUACCACCGACACUGUCUGGGCCAACCCCAACGUCCCUUUUACGAUCGAAGAUCAACUGGUUUUGCACAAUUUGGAUUCAGGGCUGAUGCGCUUCAAAAGUGCCUUUUACUCUUAUUCAAGACAUCAAUUCCCCCUCAUUAGCCUAAGCUUGGUAUCUGUUAAGCCGAGUAUAGGUCUUUUUGGCACACACCUACACUCAAAAUCUACCCCCGACACACGCAUUUGCAUUUCCGGUCUCAGGAAUGUGAAUGAAAUCCAAGCAUUCGACACACUUAUGUCCAGAUCUGGCAAUAGGCAUCUCUAUAGCCCCUUGAAACUCUGCUAUCAGAACAGCCAGAUCAUCCGCUCAGCUGGCCCGGCUUCGCACAACAUCAAGUCUUCGAGCAUUCAGACCAUGUGUGGCAGUCUAGUGACAUUCGACGAGAUAGAUAGGUCUCAAAGAAAGUCUACUAUAGGCGGUAUCAUUGAGGUCGAUGGACAACCCUUCGCACUUACGACAAGCCAUCGUGUCGAUAAGGAGAUCACGACUGAGGAUGAGGAUGACCCGUCCCUCGCAGACCUCAUCACGGCAUUCGACAGCGAAACUCUCGGAGGUCAAGAGUCACUGCAACCCACAUCUUCUCCCCAGCUCCCUUGGAAGGCUUGA
This is a messenger RNA of Colletotrichum abscissum, 1461 nucleotides long. RefSeq lists its product as uncharacterized. NCBI's taxonomy places the organism in Eukaryota, Fungi, Ascomycota, Sordariomycetes, Glomerellales, Glomerellaceae. The record is from RefSeq and is a predicted model, not a curated record. The transcript is spliced from 2 exons. The coding region runs from base 1 to 1461 and encodes 486 amino acids.